Thamnophis sirtalis is the source of this 864-nucleotide messenger RNA. The record is from RefSeq and is a predicted model, not a curated record. NCBI's taxonomy places the organism in Eukaryota, Metazoa, Chordata, Lepidosauria, Squamata, Natricidae.
UUCUCUGCCUUGCCUUCCAUCCAUCCAUCCACGCGGGGAGGGCGAGUACCAGAGCCACCCUCGGAUCCCUCCCGGGCUGGGGGGUCUGGCGAGCGAAAGGCGAAGGAGGGGCGAAAAGAAACGCGGAGUGGCGGAGGGGGGGGGAGAGAUCCCGGAGGCGCCCCCCACCUUCUUUCCAACAGCAGCAGCAGUAGCACCCGCCCCGCGGUUGCGCGCCGAUGCCGGCCCGGCUCUUUGGGUGGUGGUAGCAGUCAACGGGACUCGCACACCGACCGACGCACCAUGGAGCAACCCGCGGCUCCGACGGUCGUCGUCCUCCUGCUGCUGAGGCUUCUGGACCCCUCGCUGGCCGGCUUCCCCAACACCAUCAGCAUAGGAGGACUUUUCAUGAGAAACACUGUCCAGGAACACAGCGCAUUCCGAUUUGCGGUGCAGUUGUACAACACCAACCAGAAUUUCACCGAAAAGCCCUUCCAUUUGAACUACCAUGUGGAUCACCUGGAUUCUUCCAACAGUUUUUCGGUGACCAACGCAUUCUGUUCCCAGUUCUCCAGAGGAGUCUAUGCCAUCUUUGGAUUCUAUGACCAGAUGUCAAUGAACACACUGACGUCCUUUUGUGGGGCACUGCAUACAUCUUUCAUCACGCCCAGCUUUCCAACAGAUGCUGAGGUUCAGUUUGUCAUCCAGAUGCGUCCAGCUCUGAAAGGGGCCAUCUUAAGCCUUCUGACAUACUAUAACUGGGAAAAAUUCGUAUAUCUCUAUGAUACCGAACGAGGUAAGAAUGCAUUUUGGUUUUUUCCAGAUGGUUUCUUUCCAAAAACCCCUCCCUCCAUGUCUCUUAAUGCAAAAAGUGGCUUCAUAUAG